Periconia digitata is the source of this 1654-nucleotide messenger RNA. The record is from the annotation of a GenBank genome assembly. Lineage: Eukaryota; Fungi; Ascomycota; Dothideomycetes; Pleosporales; Periconiaceae.
CAAUCGUGGAUGCUCUCGUAAACCUUCGCUCUUGAGAUUUGAAUAUACGCCCUCUGCACAAUUGUCUAUUGAAGUCUUCACUGAACUCAUGAGGAUUCUUGACCUCUCUCUCUCAUUCACCGAUCGCACAAUUCCUAAUUCGAUAUCGGGAUCUCGAGGUUCCCGGGAAAUUACCUGCGCACGGUUACUGUGAAGGAUUUGGGGGCCAGCGCUUCGCACAACUCCCCUGAUAGCCUGAACAGGCAUUGAAGCCUCUUUUAGGGUAAUGUACACAAAGUGACAUCAAACCUCUUUACCAUGGAGUGUGGGGAUGUAAGAAAAUAGCAAUUCCACAAGCAAUCACGAAUCGCCUGUUUUCUUGUGGCAGACCCACCGAAGUAUGGCAUAGUUCACCGGAACGUUUCAGGACAUAUUUUACGGUGAUGUACGAGGCUACAUUGCGGGCUAUGAUGAUUUGCUUCGGAGGUCGUAGGUAGGGCAGAUUAUCUAACGCCGACAAAGCAAGGAGUUGAGUCCGAAUCGUGACCCUGACCCAAUCAUUGAAGCGCAGCGCUUGUUUGCUGUGUACGCUAGGGCUAUUAAUAAUCGGAUCUAAUAGAACUCCCCUUCCCCAGCUGUUACUCACCUUUCACAAAUACACGGUUGGAUCGAUCAUUUCUUUUCGUAAAAAAUUUCCCUAUCCAACCACAGGUCCCACAAAACUCCCAUCAUGUCCGACACGGCCCCCACCAAGGAAUCACCAAACGCGACAGAGAUCCUCGAAGAUGCCAUCAAAACCCAAUCAACAUCUCAACUUGACAAAGCCCUCUGGGAAGCGGUGAACAAUCUCGAUUUCGAAAAGAGCGAAGAAUUCGCCAAAGAAGCAUUACGCAAAGUCGUACGCGCCGGGAGCUCAGUCCUAGCAGCACACUUGAUAGAAAGUGAAGGAGUCCCUAUAUCUGCGCUCGAUGAGCUAGACAUUGGUCACAACCCCUCUAUCCCGCUGUUUGAGACCCUUGCUGCAAAUGGAUGGGAUGUCAACCAAGCGAGUCCAAAAGACAAUUGGCGGAGAGGCAGGAGGACAAUUGACAGAGUGAUAGGGGAUCACGAGCUUGUGGUGUGGCUGGUCGAGCACGGCGCGGAUGUGAACCACGGAGAAGAGGAAUACGACUUCGAACCCAGACCUCCACUUCUAACCGUUAAUUGCGCAGCAUCGGGGUCGGUGGAAACAUUCAAGUACUUGCUCUCGCAUGGCGCGAGGAUAGGACGGAGAACGAUGCAUUUGGCAGCUGGCGAGGCAGCGGCGGUUGGUGCCAAUCCAGGCGGUGUGCACCAGACGGAUUCUACUACCGAGCAAUCAAACGACAAAGAAGAUUCAAAGAGCGCGUUACAGCGUCGGAGGGAAAGAGAAGAAAUGCUGCGAUACCUUGUGGAUGAGCUCGGCUUAGACGUGAAUGCGCAAGACAGCGAUAGCGAUGCCGCGAAACGGAGACAUUAUGGAACGCCGCUGAACUAUGCGGUGCAGCACAAGGACGGUGUCGCUGUUGUGCGAUGGCUGCUGCAGAAAGGUGCAGAUCCCACACUGAAGGGCAUCAGUAUGGCCGCGGAACCAAGGACAAUCGCCGAGAGUAGCGGAUACAUGGAUAUUGCUGAGGCUCUCGCGGAUAAGUCGUAG